Messenger RNA from Trichophyton benhamiae CBS 112371, 408 nucleotides. RefSeq lists its product as uncharacterized. The record is from RefSeq and is a predicted model, not a curated record. The transcript has a single exon. NCBI's taxonomy places the organism in Eukaryota, Fungi, Ascomycota, Eurotiomycetes, Onygenales, Arthrodermataceae. The coding region runs from base 1 to 408 and encodes 135 amino acids.
AUGGAGAUAUAUAUUAUUUCAACGUCGUCCGGCGCUUUCAACAUCGAGCAGCUAACGGUCACCACGCAAAACAUCGCGAUCGGUUGCCCACCAUCACUCUCCAGCCCGCUAGGCAUGGCAGUGGAGAAGAGCCUUGCAUCAGACUAUCGCUUCCGUUCGUGUCCCACACAGCAAGGAUGCAAGAUCGAACGGGACAGCCAGAACGACGCCAAAGCCGGGGAAGACAAACAGGACUGCCCAAACCUCUCUGUCUGUCCCGAAAGCGUCCCGAGAUCUGAGAACGGAGAACGGAGACGAGGAGCAGAUCCAUGUCUACCGAUUCCCGAUGCCGUGAGUGUCUCUGCCAGCUGCGCCGAUGCUGGGCAGCGCCUUGGACGGCCUGAAGGCUUCGCGAGCGCCGUCCGCUAG